AUGUCGACUUCAGAAGAAGAGACAACAUCCCCUGAGGUUUCUGAGGAGACCUCCGGGGAGUCUGGCGCCGAUAGCUCUAAUGUUGAGAGCUCGGGAGACGAUCCCUCGAGCCCUUCCAACGAGGGCAGCUCACCCAGCAACAGCGGCAACGACACCCCUCCAAAGAAGGAAAGAACCAAGAGAAAGUCCAGGCAUCUCAGGGCUCAUCGCAGGGGCAAGAAAUCGAGACGCUCCCAAAAGUCUACCGACGAGGCCACAACAGAGGGGACAGAUACCCCCCAGAGCACUGACGAAACCCCCGAUAAGAGCAGCAUCGAAGAGCAAGACUUUCCAGCUCCCGAGAGCAGCGGCGACGAAAGCCCCGCCGCCGACCCAAAUUGGACCAUGUCGGAGGACGUUAUCCUGGUCAACAUGAAGAAGGACGACCGCAAGCCCUCGUGGACCGAGAUUGCCCAGGCAAUGCACAAGUCCAAGAAAGACAUCAAAGCCCGAUGGAAGAUCCUGCAAAACAAGACGGAGCAGCCCAGCUCCCAAGAAGAAGAAGAAGAAGACCCAUCGGAACCCGAAGUCGAACAGCAACCCAAACGUAAGACCAAGAAGUCCAGAAAGAGGCGCGCUGGAAGAGCGUCCAAGCACAAACCAAGCGCUCAGGCGGAGGAGACCAUCGUCCUAUCCGGCGAGGAUGCUUCCGGCGAGGCAUCACCCGACGACGGUCCAGCUGGUCAAAAAUCACCCUCCUCGUCAUCAGAAGCGGACAGUCUCACCUAUGCGGGGAGCGACAGGGAGAUUCGCCGGCAAAAGAAGUAUUUACAAAAGCACAUCCGGGCAAAGAUGUUUCCUCCCGACAAGUACCCGAGAGCAGACGAAACCUUCUCUCAGGAAGACUGCGAGAUCUUGGCGUCGGUAGAGAGCCAGUACAAGCGCUCAAAGUGCCUUGAGAUGCAAGCAAACUUCUACAACGUAACUGGCAGGCUGGUGCCAAUAGAAUUGAUACGCGCAAGAUGCGAGAAGGAAGAAGGUACUUACUAG
Messenger RNA from Clonostachys rhizophaga, 1029 nucleotides. Lineage: Eukaryota; Fungi; Ascomycota; Sordariomycetes; Hypocreales; Bionectriaceae. The record is from the annotation of a GenBank genome assembly.